CAUUCCGAAGAUAUGACGCCUUAUUAGAAGUAUCUACUCACGGAAUGGAUACAAUCUAGUCUGGUUUUUCUUUGUCUUUCACGUUCUGAACAGCAAGACAUCCAGUACUGUGGCACUUUUUCUACUUUGGAAACAAUCUAAUAAUAUCUGAAGAGAAGCCUGAUAGGACAAAAGGUUUAGCUGCAGUUGUAUCACCCAACAUGAUGACUUUGUCUGCUAAAAGGACCUAAAUUGGGAGUUCCAAACCAAACUGAUGGGGUGAAUGAUGAUGUGUAAGACAAAGCUGUGGAGUGUUCUGGCCCUGUGCUUUGCACUCUCCAUCUGGAAGAUGUAUACUUCUGUUUGUAAGGGCCUUUCACCUUCGUCAAAAAUCCUUGGUGAGUGGCUGGUGCAAGACUCAUUAAUGAAAGAGGAAAUGUGUCACCAUAACAGAUGCACUGGCCUAAGCAGUUGGGAUUGGUUUUGUGACCACUUUGAUGCCUCAGUAAACUGCUUGCUAACUCUUGAAAACAUGGAUAUCCCACCAGAGGUUCUUCAGUGGUGGCUGAAGCUACAAAGAUCACAAGAUGGGAGCCAAAUUCAGAAGAUAAUAAAAAAACUGUUUGACCUCCUUCAGUCCCCCACUGCUGGAGUUCAGGAUGGUGCUCAGUGUGGAACCUGUGCUGUGGUGGGAAACUCAGGGCGGCUGAGAGGCUCUAAAUAUGGGGAGAAGAUCGAUUCUCACCAAUUUGUGAUGAGAAUAAACACUGCACAGAUUGCAGGUUUUGAGGAAGAUGUUGGUACACGAACAACACACCAUUUCAUGUACCCAGAGAGUGCUGUAAAUCUCCAUUCUGGCAUACAUCUUGUACUAGUCCCUUUCAAACCCCUGGAUCUCAAAUGGCUGGUCAGUGCCCUUUCAACAGGAGACAUCCAGCAAACAUAUAAAAGAGUUAAACAAUUUAUUAAAGCUGACAAAAGCAAGGUUCUAAUACUUUACCCUGGUUUCCUGAAAUAUAUCCAAGAUAAAUGGACAAAAUAUCAUGGGAGGUAUCCUUCCACUGGAUUAAUUGCACUGAUUUUUGCCCUCCAUACUUGCAAACAGGUCUCUGCCUUUGGCUUUGGUGCAGACAGCAAUGGGAAUUGGCAUCACUACUGGGAAGACAACCGUUAUGCAGGAGCCUUUCGCAAGACUGGGAUACAUGAUGCUACUUUUGAACUCCAACUCAUUGAAAGACUGGCAAUUGAAGGCAAAUUGUCAUUAUACAAAUAGUUUCCUCCAAACUUUAUACUACAUGCCUAAAGAAAGGUAAAGAUUUCCCUU
Molecule: messenger RNA, 1303 nt
Organism: Candoia aspera
Lineage: Eukaryota; Metazoa; Chordata; Lepidosauria; Squamata; Candoiidae
Product: CMP-N-acetylneuraminate-beta-galactosamide-alpha-2,3-sialyltransferase 2-like
Exons: 6
Coding region: 263-1252 (329 amino acids)
Biological process (GO): sialylation
Cellular component (GO): membrane
Molecular function (GO): beta-galactoside (CMP) alpha-2,3-sialyltransferase activity
Source: RefSeq, a predicted model, not a curated record